Molecule: messenger RNA, 1074 nt
Organism: Plenodomus lingam JN3
Lineage: Eukaryota; Fungi; Ascomycota; Dothideomycetes; Pleosporales; Leptosphaeriaceae
Source: RefSeq, a predicted model, not a curated record
AUGGGGCCUGGACGACAACUCAGCAAGUCUAUAUGCGCGGAUACACUUUCGAGCGUAGUCGUUCACGAAUUGGAGCGCCCCGAUCCGGGCAUGUGGGGAGGGUUGAAUCUAUACCUCAAAACCCAGCACAUUAUCGCACCAACCGAAAGUUUCUUCCAGAACGGCUGUAGUUGUGGUUGUAUAGAGCACCUCUGCAACUUCACCCACAAACAAUAUGGUACAGGCUACGACCUGUCCAACUCCGUCUUCUCGCCCGAUGGUCGCAAUUUCCAGGUUGAAUAUGCGGUCAAGGCGGUAGAAAACGGUGGCACAGCGGUUGGCAUCAAGUGCAAGGACGGUGUUGUACUGGCUUUGGAGAAGCUUGUCAGCAGCAAGCUACUCAAGGCUGGCGCAAACAAGAGGAUAGCAACGGUAGACAGGAAUAUGGGCAUAGUCUCUUCAGGUCUCCUCCCCGACGGUCGCCACUUCGUUUCAAGAGCUCGCGAUGAGGCAGCCCAGUGGCGGCAGCUAUAUAAAGCGCCCAUCCCUGUCUCCUCGCUCGCCGAUCGUAUGGGGAGCUAUGCCCAAGCAUACACACUCUACUCCAGUGUACGACCAUUCGGUAUCACAGCCAUCAUCGCUGGAUGGGAUUCAGAGGAGGAGCUGCCUGUGGAUGCCCAGGUUGGUUCAGGACCCAAGGUAGGCUCUGGCGGCAAGAAAGAGGGCGCAAAGCAUGGCGGUCCAUCGCUAUACAUGAUCGAGCCAAGCGGUCUAUACUGGGGCUAUUAUGGCGCCGCGACAGGCAAGGGCCGACAAAUUGCCAAGUCAGAGCUCGAGAAGCUAAACCUUGCCGAUGGUGAGCUUUCCCUUGAAGACGGCGUCAAGGAGGCUGCGCGUAUCAUUUAUGUCGCGCACGACGACAACAAGGACAAGGAGUUUGAAUUGGAGAUGACAUGGAUUAGCAACCUCGCAGGACCCACCAAGGGUAGGCACGAGGAGGUACCCAAACAUAUCCUGGAAGAGGCUGAAAAGUUGGCCAAGAAGUCACUAGAGGGCGAUGACGAUGACGAGGAGGAGGACAAGAUGGAGUCAUAA